Rhinolophus ferrumequinum (greater horseshoe bat) is the source of this 1826-nucleotide messenger RNA. Its product is annotated as zinc finger protein 98-like. The record is from RefSeq and is a predicted model, not a curated record. Lineage: Eukaryota; Metazoa; Chordata; Mammalia; Chiroptera; Rhinolophidae. Gene Ontology annotation, molecular function: DNA-binding transcription factor activity, RNA polymerase II-specific; RNA polymerase II cis-regulatory region sequence-specific DNA binding. Gene Ontology annotation, biological process: regulation of transcription by RNA polymerase II. The transcript is spliced from 5 exons. The coding region runs from base 364 to 1797 and encodes 477 amino acids.
AGAAGGUCGGGUUGGCGCCGUGACUUUCAGUUUUCGUAGUUUAAACCUGAGCGUCUCAGUCCACGGCCCCGCACACGUGACGCCUGGGGGUCACUACGGACGUUGAAGUCCCCGCACCAGCGCCCCACACAGCGGAGCUCCUUGUCCCUGACUGUGUCCUGGGACAUAGGACAGGAGAGGGUGACCUCUCUCAGGAGAGGGUGAUCUCAGUAUUUCAAGGUCCUUCUGCCUGUCAGUUGGGAGGAAGCAGAUGAAGGGCCUGUGCCCACACCCUUGAAGGCACAAUCUCAAGCUGCAGGAGUCAUUCCUCCCCAGAACGUCACCUGAGGGAACAACCCAGAGCAGGAGGAGGACGAGGACGAAAUGGCUGCUUCUCGGGGACGGUUGACAUUCAGGGAUGUGGCCAUAGAUUUCUCUCAGGAGGAGUGGGAAUGUCUGCACCCAGCUGAGCGGAAACUGUACACGGACGUGAUGCUGGAGAACUACAGGAACCUGUGCUCCCUGGGUCUUGCUGUCUCUAAACCAGACCUUGUUAUCUUUUUGGAGAGAAUGAAGGACGCCUGGGAUGUGCAGCGAAAAAAGGCAGUGUCCAUCCACCCAGGAGAGAAGCCUUACAAAUGCAAACAGUGUGGUAAAGCCUUUUACCGCCGUUCCAAUCUUACUCGACAUGAGAGAAAUCAUACUGGAGAGAAGCCUUACAAAUGUAGAGAAUGUGACAAAGCCUUUAUUUGGCGUUCAAAUCUUACCAGGCAUGAGAGAACUCAUACUGCAGAGAAACCUUACAAAUGUGAGCAAUAUGGCAAAGCCUUUAGUCGGCGUUCACGUGUUGCUGUACAUGAGAGAAUUCAUACAGAAGAGAAGCCUUACAAAUGCAAACAGUGUGGUAAAGCCUUUAAUCGGCGUUCAGAUGUUACUAGACAUGAGAUAAUCCAUAGUGGAGAGAAGCCUUACAAAUGUAGAGAAUGUGGUAAAGCCUUCUUUCGGAGUUCAUGUCUUACUCAGCAUCAGAGAAUUCAUACGGGUGAGAAGCCUUACAAAUGUGAGGAAUGUGGAAAAGCCUUUAUUAAGUGUUCAGAACUUAUUAGACACGUGAGAAUUCAUACCGGAGAGAAACCUUACAAAUGUGAACAAUGUGGCAAAGCCUUUUACCGCCGUUCACAUCUUACUCUACAUGAGAGAAAUCAUACUGGAGAGAAGCCUUACAAAUGUGAGGAAUGUGGAAAAGCCUUUAUUCACUGUUCAGAACUUACUAGACACGUGAGAAUUCAUACUGGAGAGAAACCUUACAAAUGUGAACAGUGUGGCAAAGCCUUUAUUCAAUAUUCACAUCUUACUGUACAUGAGAGAAAACAUACUGGAGAGAAGCCUUACAAAUGCAAACAGUGUGGUAAAGCCUUUAAUCAGCGUUCACAUCUUACUGGACAUGAGAUAAUCCAUAGUGGAGUGAAGCCUUACAAAUGUAGAGAAUGUGGUAAAACCUUCUUUCAGAGUUCAAGUCUUACUCAGCAUCAGAAAAUUCAUACGGGACAGAUGCCUUACAAAUGUGAGGAAUGUGGAAAAGCCUUUAUUCACUGUUCAGAACUUAACAGACACGUGAGAAUUCAUACUGGAGAGAAACCUUACAAAUGUGAGCAAUGUGGCAAAGCCUUUAAUCAGCGUUCACAUCUUAUUAGACAUGAGAUAAUCCAUAGUGGAGAGAAGCGUUACAAAUGUAGAGAAUGUGGAAAAUCCUUUGUUCAUUGUUCACAGCUUAUGCGACACAUGCGGAUUCAUAAUGGACGGAAACUUGAAAACUGAAGAAUUUGGAAAACCUUAUUGCUGGACCC